This is a messenger RNA of Notothenia coriiceps (black rockcod), 576 nucleotides long. Its product is annotated as V-type proton ATPase subunit d 1-like. The annotation marks the transcript as partial. NCBI's taxonomy places the organism in Eukaryota, Metazoa, Chordata, Actinopteri, Perciformes, Nototheniidae. Gene Ontology annotation, cellular component: proton-transporting V-type ATPase, V0 domain. The record is from RefSeq and is a predicted model, not a curated record. Gene Ontology annotation, biological process: proton transmembrane transport. Gene Ontology annotation, molecular function: proton-transporting ATPase activity, rotational mechanism. The transcript has 4 exons.
GUCUUCAGGUACAGCUAUAUGAUUGAUAACGUCAUCCUGCUGAUCACGGGCACCCUCCACCAGCGGGCCAUCUCUGAGCUGGUGCCCAAGUGCCAUCCCCUGGGCAGCUUCGAGCAGAUGGAGGCGGUCAACAUCGCCCAGACCCCCGCCGAGCUCUACAACGCCAUCCUGGUGGACACGCCCCUCGCUGCUUUCUUCCAGGACUGCAUAUCUGAACAGGACUUGGAUGAGAUGAACAUUGAAAUAAUUCGUAAUACUCUUUAUAAGGCUUACCUGGAGGCUUUCUAUAAGUUCUGCUCCAACCUCGGAGGAACCACGGCUGACACCAUGUGUCCCAUCCUGGAGUUCGAGGCCGACAGGAGGGCCUUCAUCAUCACUAUCAACUCGUUCGGCACAGAGCUGUCCAAGGAGGACCGCGCCAAGCUCUUCCCCCACUGCGGCAAGCUUUACCCAGAAGGCCUUGCUCAGCUGGCCCGGGCAGAUGACUACGAGCAGGUCAAGGCCGUCGCUGAUUUCUAUCCUGUAAGUCCAAAAGCCAGCUUCCUGCUGAGAUCCCCACAAACCAAUCAAAUAUAA